Staurois parvus is the source of this 921-nucleotide messenger RNA. NCBI's taxonomy places the organism in Eukaryota, Metazoa, Chordata, Amphibia, Anura, Ranidae. The record is from the annotation of a GenBank genome assembly.
AUGUCUCAUGAAACAUCACCCCCUCUGCUGCUAUGGAUGGAAGACAUGUGUCUACUGAUGUUUUUGCGAGCACGGAGGAUACUUCUGCAGACUGGAAUAUUGUUUUGUAUCCUGCUCCUGCUUCUCUGGGUGUCUGUGUUUUUAUAUGGCAGCUUCUACUAUUCCUACAUGCCAACUGUUAAAUACUCCAGUCCAGUGCACUACCAGUUUAGCUCCAAUUGUGACGCACCACCUGGAAUCUUGUGCUCGUUCCCAACAGCCAAUGUGUCUCUUCUGAGAAAUAAUCGUGAUCGGGUGCUUAUGUAUGGACAGCCCUAUCGCAUUACUCUGGAGCUCCAUGUCCCGGAGUCCAUGGUUAAUCAGGAUCUUGGGAUGUUCAUGGUCUCUAUGUCAAGUUACACUCGAGGGGGGAAACAGAUUUCUUACACUGCUCGAUCCGCAAUGCUGCACUUCAAAUCUCCUCUGCUGCGGACACUGGAGACUCUGACCACAUUACCUAUGUUGCUGUCUGGUAUGUCUGAACAGAAGCAGUCUGUUGAAGUGGAGCUGUACUCUGAGUAUCGGGAGGAUUCGUAUGUCCCAACCACAGGGGCAGUGAUACAAAUACAGAGCAUCCGUUUACAGAUAUACAGUGCAGAGCUCCGUGUCCAUGCGCACUUUACUGGACUCAGGUACCUCUUGUAUAAUUUCCCAGUCAUGUCUGCUGUGAUUGGCAUUUCCAGCAACUUCAUCUUCAUGAGCAUCUUGGUUUUGCUCAGCUAUCUUCAGUGGGGUUUUGGGAGAUCUCGUGUGAGGGUGAGUGGUGGUACUCAGCUGGUAAAAAGAUGUAGAAAUAAUGUUCUGCAGAAUAUAUGCAAAGUGAUCACAACUGUCAAUUCUGAGAAUGGGGCCUCAUGUGUACAUAAUCUUUUGUGGUACUAA